CUCAUUUUUAGGGAGGGAGAGAGAGAGAGGAGAAAGAAACCAAAAGCCUCGCCCCCCAAAACGCAUUCUUCUUCUUUCUUGAGUUUCUUCGAUGGCGGCUAGUAAAAGCUACUACGCAAGGCCCAACUACCGGUACCUGCCGACCGAUCACCACCACCAGACACUCUCCGGCGACUCAGCAUUCGAACUCGACGAGUCCGACAUCUACAACUUCGCCCGGUCCAGCUCGCCGGAGUACCGCAAGCCGGCGAUGAGCUCCCGCGUCGUGUCCUCGGCUUCGUCGAAGAAGUCCUCCGCCUCGUCCAAGCGGUCAUCCGACGGCGGCGACCGGAGCUGCGGUACGGCGGGGUCGCUGCCGGUGGGCAUUCCGGACUGGUCCAAGAUCCUGAGGGACGAGUACCGGGAAAAUCGGAGGAGUGACGACGACGACGAAGACGUGGACGACGGGGAUUGGACAACCGGGAGCGUUCGGGUCCCGCCGCACGAGUUUUUGGCGAGGCAGAUGGCGAGGACGAGAAUCGUGUCGUUCUCGGUGCACGAAGGCGUGGGGAGGACGCUGAAGGGGAGAGAUCUGAGCCGGGUCAGAAAUGCGAUUUGGAAAAAAACCGGGUUCGAAGAUUAAUUCACCAGAAAAUCAAGAACCAACAAUAUUUUUUUUUCCAAUUCUCAAUUUUUAAGAAAAAUGCAGAGUUCCAGGAGGGGGUAAUUAUUGGUUAGGUUUUUUUUUUCAUCUUAUGAAUUGUCUUGUAUCUUGUUUCUGAAUUUGUUCACGUAUUUUGGUGACGGAUGCGACCGAGAUGAUCUACAUAUGUAAUGUAAUCCUAACAGGGGACGAUUUUCUUGAA
Molecule: messenger RNA, 845 nt
Organism: Argentina anserina (silverweed cinquefoil)
Lineage: Eukaryota; Viridiplantae; Streptophyta; Magnoliopsida; Rosales; Rosaceae
Exons: 1
Coding region: 92-622 (176 amino acids)
Source: RefSeq, a predicted model, not a curated record